This is a messenger RNA of Cladophialophora psammophila CBS 110553, 1002 nucleotides long. RefSeq lists its product as uncharacterized. The coding region runs from base 1 to 1002 and encodes 333 amino acids. NCBI's taxonomy places the organism in Eukaryota, Fungi, Ascomycota, Eurotiomycetes, Chaetothyriales, Herpotrichiellaceae. The transcript has a single exon. The record is from RefSeq and is a predicted model, not a curated record.
AUGCGUCCUCGGAGAAGAGGGAAGCGAGCUUCGUUGGACCGCCUGUCGUCGGUAACCUUCGAUGACAUGGGGAGCGUCGACAGUAAGGAGCUAGCGACCCAGACAUUCUUCGGCAAGAAGCAACAAGCACUUGCAAUUGUCCCACCCCAGAACCUUUCUCAUACAUCCUCGGUGACAUGGAAGAGCCAGGCAGUCAAAGACAAGGAGGAGUAUGAACGUGUCAAACAGCGCGUCCGCCACUUUGUCCCCGAACAUUUCAAGGCCAACGCGAAACUCGGUGGAAGGCCGUCGGAGAUCUUCCCACAGACCGUUGCCGAAUGGCUGAUCCACAAGAAGGAGAUACUUGCAUUGGCCGAGGCUGAGCAAAAGAAGAACUGCGAAAUGCUCAAGGCUCAAAUCGAAGCUCGCCCAAAGAUCGAAAAGUCCCAGCGUAAGAUCAAAUCCGUCUUUGGCGAGAGUGGCAAGAUUUUCAACGACGGACUCAGCCCAGUGUUGGGUUUCCCUACCAUUUGGUCAGCUGAAUACCUCGGACAAGUGGCCAGGUGGCCAAGCAAGGGGGAAAUGCAAUGGAACGGCGACAACAGGCAAAGCAUGCUCGCAAAGACAAAGUGUGGUCGCUUUCUGCCUCCCCCUCGCGCUCCUGCCGACCCUUCAGCCCCGUUCCGAGAGCCGGCCUUCUUGAGGCAGUUGCCAUUUGACGAAGCCGGCCCUAUCUUCUGCAUGGGUCCUCGACCUGACGAGAUUUAUGUCAACAAUGUCGACAUGGAUCAAGAUCCGCAGUUCGAGGCACUUGGCAACGUAUUUUUGGGAGCCAAGUUGAUGCAGGAAGUCGGCGAGUGGAGGCCGCCUCUCGUUCCAGAAUGGCAGUUGGCAACGACAGAAGGAGCUAUGGUGUUCUAUGAGGGAGACAGGUUUGUUGGAACUCCAGCUAUUGACGGUGAGAUGUGGUACGACGAAAGCAUGCAGGCUGAAAUGUGGCAGGAAUACCCUGUGUGGUGGUGA